AUGAUUGUCGACUGCCAUUUGUCUUGUAUGUUACUGUUAUUCGUUGUUGGACUACCGUGUGCUAAAUGUUUUCCUGUGGACUUGGCGGAAGAAGCUGAGGUCGAGCAAGAUAUCGCUGACAUCAGUCGCCUUGCCGAACACAUCGAAUCUGGUGAGAUCGUCUCCAGAGAUAGAAGAGGAUUACCCAGGAUGGCAAAGAUUAUGAGGGCAACUUACAAUGUAUCAGAUCUUGAUGUCAUCUACACAGAGAUGCGAAGACAAAAAAUACGCUUCCCCAUUGGGGAUCGAGUAUUUUCCAACAGCAUCAUAACCCUUGCCCUCCUCAAAGUUUACAAGAAACCACCAUCGGCACGGCAUUGGAAGCGCCUGGUAGAGAGGCACAACAUACACCACGGUCGAGUCAGUGUCCACCAAGUGGUGUCAUGGAAAAAUAACCAGGCAAAAAUUAUAGACUCCAGACUUGUCUCAGUAGAGGAGACAGGAUGGAUGACAUUCCAUGUGACAUCGGCCAUAAAGGAAUGGACGUCAAAUCCAUCAAUAAACAAAGGCUUUGAGUUGAGGACAGAAAGCAUCCGUCCAGGAGAACCAGCUGCCAGGAUUGCCAGACAGAUACGAUUCAUUCCCCAGAGUAAACGAGAUGAUAAGGAAAACAGACCAAUACUGAUUAUCUGCUUCAAGCCAAAGACAUAA
Lineus longissimus is the source of this 690-nucleotide messenger RNA. Its product is annotated as left-right determination factor 2-like. Gene Ontology annotation, cellular component: extracellular region. The record is from RefSeq and is a predicted model, not a curated record. Bases 1 to 690 code for a protein of 229 amino acids. The transcript is spliced from 3 exons. Gene Ontology annotation, molecular function: cytokine activity. Gene Ontology annotation, biological process: anterior/posterior axis specification. Lineage: Eukaryota; Metazoa; Nemertea; Pilidiophora; Heteronemertea; Lineidae.